AAAGAAUCUUGGCAGUAGCUUAAAGACAUCACUGACUUCUGGAUCCUGCAUAAAGCCCAAGGAGAGAAGAAAUGGGCCGCUCUAAUUCUAGAUCACAUUCUUCAAGAUCAAAGUCUAGAUCACAGUCUAGUUCUAGGUCAAGAUCAAGAUCACAUUCUAGAAAGAAGAGAUACAGUUCUAGGUCUCGUUCCAGGACAUAUUCAAGGUCUCGUAGUAGAGAUCGUAUUUAUUCUAGAGAUUAUCGUCGAGAUUACAGGAAUAAUAGAGGAAUGAGACGGCCUUAUGGGUACAGAGGACGGGGUAGAGGGUAUUAUCAAGGAGGAGGAGGUAGAUACCAUCGAGGUGGCUAUAGACCUGUCUGGAAUAGAAGGCAUUCUAGGAGUCCUAGACGAGGUCGGUCACGUUCCAGGAGUCCAAAAAGAAGAUCCGUUUCUUCUCAAAGAUCCCGAAGCAGAUCCCGUCGAUCAUACAGAUCCUCUAGGUCUCCAAGAUCAUCAUCAUCUCGUUCUUCAUCCCCAUAUAGCAAAUCUCCUGUCUCUAAAAGACGAGGGUCUCAGGAAAAACAAACCAAAAAAGCUGAAGGGGAACCCCAAGAAGAGAGUCCUUUAAAAAGCAAAUCACAGGAGGAACCAAAGGAUACAUUUGAACAUGACCCAUCUGAGUCUAUUGAUGAGUUUAAUAAAUCUGCCACAUCUGGUGAUAUCUGGCCUGGCCUUUCAGCCUAUGAUAAUAGUCCAAGAUCACCUCAUAGUCCUUCACCUAUUGCUACACCACCCAGUCAGAGUUCAUCUUGCUCAGAUGCCCCCAUGCUUAGUACAGUCCACUCUGCCAAAAAUACCCCUUCUCAGCAUUCACAUUCCAUUCAGCACAGUCCUGAAAGGUCUGGAUCUGGUUCUGUUGGAAAUGGGUCUAGUCGAUACAGUCCUUCCCAGAAUAGUCCGAUUCAUCAUAUCCCUUCACGAAGAAGCCCUGCAAAGACAGUUGCACCACAGAAUGCUCCAAGAGAGGAAUCUAGGGGGCGGUCCUCUUUUUAUCCUGAUGGAGGAGAUCAGGAAACAGCAAAGACAGGAAAGUUUUUAAAAAGGUUCACAGAUGAAGAGUCUAGAGUGUUCCUGCUUGAUAGGGGUAAUCCCAGGGAUAAAGAGGCCCCCAAGGAGAAAGGAUCAGAGAAAGGCAGGGCAGAGGGAGAUUGGGAAGACCAGGAAGUUCUAGAUUACUUCAGUGAUAAAGAGUCUGGAAAACAAAAGUUUAAUGAUUCACAAGGGGAUGACACAGAGGAGACAGAGGAUUAUAGACAGUUCAGGAAAUCGGUCCUGGCAGAUCAGGGGAAAAGCUUUGCUACUUCAUCUCACCGGAAUACUGAGGAGGAAGGACCCAAAUAUAAGUCCAAAGUUUCACUAAAAGGCAAUAGAGAAAGUGAUGGAUUUAGAGAAGAAAAAAAUUAUAAACUGAAAGAGACUGGAUACAUAGUGGAAAGGCCUAGCACUGCAAAAGAUAAGCACAAGGAAGAAGACAAAGGUUCUGAAAGAAUAACAGUAAAGAAAGAAACACAGUCACCUGAGCAGGUAAAGUCUGAAAAGCUCAAAGACCUCUUUGAUUACAGUCCCCCUCUACACAAGAAUCUAGAUGCACGAGAAAAGUCUAUCUUCAGAGAGGAGAGCCCGCUUAGGAUCAAAAUGAUAGCCAGUGAUUCUCAUCGUCCUGAAGUCAAACUCAAAAUGGCACCUGUUCCUCUUGAUGAUUCUAACAGGCCAGCUUCCUUGACUAAAGACAGGCUACUUGCUAGUACGCUUGUCCAUUCUGUCAAGAAGGAGCAAGAAUUCCGAUCCAUCUUUGACCACAUUAAGUUGCCUCAGGCCAGCAAAAGCACUUCAGAGUCAUUUAUACAACACAUUGUAUCCUUGGUUCAUCAUGUUAAAGAGCAAUACUUCAAAUCACCUGCAGUGACCCUAAACGAGCGGUUCACUUCAUACCAGAAAGCCACUGAAGAACAUAGUACCCGGCAAAAGAGUCCUGAGAUACACAGGAGGAUUGACAUCUCUCCAAGUGCUCUGAGGAAGCAUACCCGUUUAGCAGGGGAAGAGAGAGUUUUUAAAGAAGAAAAUCAGAAGGGGGAUAAAAAAUUAAGGUGUGAUUCAGCUGAUCUUCGGCAUGACAUUGAUCGUCGCCGUAAAGAAAGAAGUAAAGAACGGGGGGAUUCCAAGGGCUCCAGGGAAUCUAGUGGAUCAAGAAAGCAAGAAAAAACUCCAAAAGAUUACAAGGAAUACAAAUCUUAUAAAGAUGACAGCAAACAUAAAGGUAGAGAGCAAGACCAUUCUCGAUCAUCAUCUUCUUCAGCAUCACCUUCCUCACCGAGUUCUCGAGAAGAAAAAGAUAGUAAGAAAGAAAGAGAAGACGAGUUUAAAGCUCAUCAUGAGAUGAAAGACUACUCGGGAUUUGCAGGAGUUAGCAGACCUCGAGGGACCUUUUUUCGAAUUAGAGGCAGAGGAAGAGCCAGAGGAGUUUUUGCUGGGACAAAUACUGGUCCAAACAACUCAAAUACCACUUUUCAAAAGAGACCGAAGGAAGAGGAAUGGGAUCCAGAAUAUACCCCAAAGAGCAAGAAGUACUUCUUGCAUGAUGACAGAGAUGAUGGUGUGGAUUAUUGGGCCAAAAGAGGAAGAGGUCGUGGUACUUUUCAACGUGGCAGAGGGCGUUUUAAUUUCAAAAAAUCAGGUAGCAGUCCAAAAUGGACUCAUGACAAAUACCAAGGGGAUGGGAUUGUUGAAGAUGAAGAAGAGACCAUGGAAAAUAAUGAAGAAAAGAAGGACAGACGCAAAGAAGAAAAGGAAUAGUAUCAAGAUUGCAACAGAGAGCACAACUUGACACUCAGUUUUUUUAAACCUGAUUUUUGUUUUCAAAUAAGAAUGUAAACAUUUUACUUAAAAUUUACUGUUUGCAAGUAGUCUAUAGGAAUUUUGUUUUAAGUCUUCAGAUACCUUGGGGAAAAAUAGUAGACUGUAUGUUGAAAAUUGUAUUGAAAUAAAGUAGAAAAUGUUCCGUACCAUAUUUGUAACUAUCAACUUUUAAAAACCUUUGACUGUUUUUGUUAUAUGCAUUGUAUUUCUGCUUUGUCUAUAAGAAAUGGUCAAGUCCAGCUCUGUGACAGCUCUGAUUCUCUUGACUCCCUGUUUGUUAAUGUUUGGUUCAGAAGUAAACGUUAGCGCUACACAAAUCCACACAAACCUUCCAACAAGAGUUGUUUAUGGUGACCACACUAAUUAUUUAACUGUACACUUAUGUUUAACAUCUUUUUAAAUUUGAACACUACAUUGUAGUGUGACUAAUUUUUGAAAGUACCACAAAAAAAGUUGCUAUUCUGGUAAACUAAAACUAGUCUCACACUUAAGCAAAUAUAUAAGGACAAUAGCUUUGUUAAUAGCUAAAAACUACAAAUUAUUCAGUUAGAAAGCUUUGAGAAAGUGGUAUUUUUGCUGAAAGCAAACAGUGGCAUGUAGUCUUUUUUAAGAUCCUUUCCUUUAUGAAUUCAAAAUUGAAUAUUUUCUUCCAUUCUCAUUUGAUAGUUUGAGUCAUGGUCUUAGAUAUCAGCUAUCUAAAAGAGAGAAACUGGUUUGUACUAUUAGUGUAAGUAAAAAUCCUAAGUCCACAGACCUGGUUGUAUUUUUUAAAGAACAAAAACAGCAAAACUUGGGGGGGGGGGUUACUCAUUUGGAGGGUUCUUCUGAAAUAUAGUUUGAUACAAUUAGUCAUUAAGUACCUGCUUGGAUAGCAUACAUAUUUAUUGGAGACUAUGAACAGCUGUAGAUUAGUCCAUAAUUUAACCAUGGAAUUACAGAUCCAACAUACUAUUUAGUAGUUAAAUAAUUUUCCUUUUAAUAUUACCAAUAAAAGAUUUAGGCAGGAAGCUUAUAGCAUUAAUCUUACUCCCUACCUUUCACCCCGUUAAUUUAAGUUUAUAAAAUGGCCUUUUUCUUUUCUAGUAGUCUACCUUACCUAAAGAGGUAGAUAAUCUUCCUUGCUAUUUAUUAGCCCUUGGAGGAAUAAAGUUCACACUAAAACUGACUUAUUCUAAACAUGUAAAGCUAGCCACAUUGCAUCAGAUUAGUUGUAUAUUUUUGCAUUUAAAGGGGAUAAUGCUUAUUCUAUUAAUGUAAACGUUUAAAGCUUGCAAGUGUAUGGCUCUUUCUGUUUUGAUGAUUUACAAUGUGUCUUAGACGUUGAAUAGCUAGUGACAUUUGCUAAGAGCUGUUGGCAACAAAAUUAAACUAAAACCAAAAAGUCAACAUGUGAUAUGUUUUAUCUUUUUUUAAAAAAACGGUUUUGACAUUGGCCUGUCAUCUUUAUUUUGAAAUUCUUAAUUGUAAAAUAUGUCUAAAGUUCAUUUUGUUUUUUUUGUUGCGGCUAAGCAAUGGCAGCAUUUUUAAAAAUAAAACCUUAGAAAAUAUUCAGAACUUGAAAAAAAAUGACAGUACAAAUUACAGUGUGGUCUAGAUACAUUUCUUCUGCAGAGGGACUCAGACAUUGCAUCUGGCACAGCUUUGGAGAAAUCACCAACACAAACAAAACAUUCUUUGCUAUCAGGGCUGUCAGGCCAAGGCUUCUUACUCUUGGGUUCUGCAUGGUGCUGAUGUCUGGGUCCCAUUUGAUAUCCUGCUCUCAUCUCCAUAGCAAUGGAGCACCAGUUGGUGAUUCUUGUUUUUAAGUCUCAGUAUCAGUAGCUGAACAGAUUGUCCACCACCUCUGGUCUUACGAACAUCACCCUUCAUUACUUAGUCUGAAUCUCCCCAUAGGAGGCUAAUUCCUGGUGGGUCAGCAUAUACUUCUCACACUUGACUAGCGCCUUUUCAUUUGUAACAGGCACUGUGAUGGCGGUGAGGUACAUGUUGCUGCACAACUGUCUCAGUUUGCACAUUAGCAGUAGGCUUAUGAUCUACCCAUCUGCUCCUUGCAGAGUGGGACCUUCUGUGUCAUACAGGAGUUGAUGUGUUAGGCACAGGCGAAGGAGAGACAGAUCUCUGAAUGAUUUUUUUUUACCUGGUCUCAAUCCCAGGAGGGUCUCUGGCUUCUCAGAUUUAGGUUCAGUCAUAAUGGCCUUCAGCUGUUUGAGUUUUUCAUCUUUGCAGAAUUUAUUCCAUAUCUCCAGCUGGGUGGCUGUCACCUGGUGUUCUGCUAUUUCUUCAUUGUUUCAGUCACCAUGCCUUGCAACCUGGGUUCUCACCUGUGCUUGUCAGCAAGCUGCCGCUGAUGCUUCCGAUUUUGGCUCUCAAGCUCUUGCUGCUAAUUGUGCUUAUCUUCUUCAUAGAUCGUGGUUGUUUUCUUCAAAAUCUCACUCUUGUACUCCAAAGUUUUGUUCUUCUCCAGUCCUUCUGUUUCUGAUUUCUGUCCUGAGAUCAGUUUUUCUUUUUCAUUUAGUUUUUUCUGGUAUGUUUGUCUUAAGAUUCUCACCCAGUGUUGCCUGAUUUCUCUCAUUGUCUAUCUGAAAUUAUUUAGUGAAUCAGAAAAUAUCUGCAAAGCAACUUUAUUGCAUCAAUCUGGACAUAAUUAGUACCAUCCUGUUCAGAUUAGUACUUAAAUAUAAAAGCAACAUGUAUUUAAUUCCCCAACAAUUUUCAUAUCAUUCUGUUUUACAUGAAUACAUUUAACUUUUAACAGUUCUUUGGUUAUGCACUGAAUCUUGACAUGUUUAUUUUUUCUACAACAGAGUAAAGUAGAUUCACUGGAAAAUAAUUAAAUAGGGAGUAACAGGUUAUAUUAAAGUACGAACGCAAUGCUGUAACCUUUUAUUACUUUCAUUUUAAAGUUGAGAGAAGAUCCUACUAUAGUAAAGUGUGAUGAUAAGCGCUCUGCAGUAGAACACCACUGUGAAUCUUCUCUUUCUCAGAGCCAAACAUAAUGCAGCCUGUGUGUAGUUUUUGAGAUAACUAUUUAAUUUCAUAUUUCAUGACAUAAAAGCUGAAUGGUUCCUUGUGUAAAGCUGCUUGAUUAUAAGUGCCAUGAAAAUAACUGUUAAAAGUUGUAUUAACAUACUUCCUUUGCCCAGAGAAAAGAAAUAAAAAUGAACCAAAGGAUUUUUCCAGGGGGAAAAAAAAUAGCACAGAAGGCCAUGACUCAGUUCUUAGGUGUGUAUGCUUUUGAACAUCUUAAGAAUUCUAGUAAAAAUCAAGUCUUUUCCAGUUGCACUCUAUUUCAAGGAAUUGUUAUUGUUCCUUUUGUCACCAUUAAAAUCAGUGUUGGGAAUUAAAUUAUAAUUUGAGGGACAACUCUUACCCCAUGAGAAUGAAUGUAGACGGCUAAACGAUUCUUACUCAGUGUGGUGUAUAUUUCAACAGGGAUCCUUGUAAGUUGUCAUAUGCCAAUAAAAUGUCCUAAGUGGUAA
Molecule: messenger RNA, 6376 nt
Organism: Cricetulus griseus (Chinese hamster)
Lineage: Eukaryota; Metazoa; Chordata; Mammalia; Rodentia; Cricetidae
Source: RefSeq, a predicted model, not a curated record